UCCAAUCUAUUCUUCCAGCUGACCAGGGUUGUAGAAGGCUGUAUAGGAAGAUUAGCAACUUUACAACAAUUUUGGUAUUUUGCAAGCUUAUAGUGAAAGAAACAAGCAAAAGGGAAACCCUGGGACACUGCCAACUCUAACAUAAUGCAGCAGUGGGGAUAUGAAAAGCACAAUGGUCCAGACACGUGGCAUGACCUGUUCCCUCUUGCAAAUGGCAAUCACCAGUCUCCAAUCAAUAUAAUAACACAAGAUGCCACCCAUGACCCCUCACUGCAGCCGCUCCUGGUCGAUUAUGAGCCUCACUCAGCCAAGGUUAUCAGUAACAAUGGCCAUACGGUCACCGUGGAGUUUGAUGAUGGGGACGACAGCUCAGUGCUCAGGGGAGGCCCACUCGUGGGAAGCUACAGACUCCGCCAGUUUCAUUUUCACUGGGGUCCCAGCGACGGCCAUGGCUCUGAACACAAGGUGGAUGGCGUGGACUAUGCAGCCGAGCUGCAUAUUGUCCAUUGGAAUUCGGAAAAGUUCUCCAGUUUUGUUGAUGCAGCUUAUGCGCCAGAUGGACUAGCGGUACUGGCAGUGUUUCUCAAGGUUGGUGAGCCGAACAGAUACAUUGAGAGAAUCACAGAUACUUUUGAUGCCAUCAGAUCUAAGGGCAAAGAGUCUCCAUUUACAAACUUUGAUCCUUCAUGCCUGCUCCCUGCCUCCAUGGAUUUUUGGACCUACCCAGGAUCUCUUACUGUUCCACCACUUUUAGAGAGUGUCAUAUGGACUGUUUUGAAGGAACCAAUAUCUGUUAGUUGUGAACAGCUGGCCAAAUUCCGUAGCCUUUUGUUCACCAAUGAGACAGCAGAAAUAGAAUCCUGCUGCAUGGUAACCAAUCACCGACCAGUUCAGCCACUCAAGAACCGGAACAUCAGGGCAUCGUUCGUUUAGAUCACUUCCAGUGCUCUGCUGAAAUGUUUAUUCAACUUUUGCUUGUUGUAGAUGUCCUUAGUAAUCAAGCCCGGUCUGGCAAUCUGUGGGUUCUGGCAAAUGCCAGAGGGACUGCUGUAAGAUGCCAUAGAAAGUGACUUCUAAGUGGGCUGAUUGGUGCUUUUUGGGCCUCUGUGUACUAGGAAUGCCAGGGCCUAUUUGAAAUCUAUUUGAAAAGUACAAUCUAUGACCAAAAGUUUGGACACCCGUCUAAUGACUGUAUUGGCUAUAUAAGCCACAGCUAUGAUUGUAGACAAAGGAUCCACUACAAUACAAUCAUAUAAUGACAUUCGUGAUA
This is a messenger RNA of Xenopus laevis (African clawed frog), 1270 nucleotides long. RefSeq names its product carbonic anhydrase 13 (gene ca13.S). Bases 145 to 933 code for a protein of 262 amino acids. NCBI's taxonomy places the organism in Eukaryota, Metazoa, Chordata, Amphibia, Anura, Pipidae. The record is from RefSeq and is a predicted model, not a curated record. The transcript has 7 exons.